Rubroshorea leprosula is the source of this 718-nucleotide messenger RNA. Lineage: Eukaryota; Viridiplantae; Streptophyta; Magnoliopsida; Malvales; Dipterocarpaceae. The record is from the annotation of a GenBank genome assembly.
AAUUAUAGCAUUUUUGACAUUUCAAUGUCAAGAUCGGAGAAAUAUAGACAGCCACGUCAAAAAUUUCUCAAAAAAGGAAAAAGAAAAAAGAAAAAGAGAAAACAGGCACAACGAAAGAAAUUUAUAAUUCCACAGCUGAAGAUGUAUGUACACGUCUGACAUGAGGAAAUGCUGAAGAAGCCCUAUGGUAUUACAAUUUCUCCUAUAAAUUUCGAGCUCUUAAUUUUUUUUUUUUUUCUCCCUGUACAUAGUUUCGAGUCCCCCAGUUCUAAACAUGCCUCUUCCCCCCGCCGUUCAAUCUGGAAAAGAGAAUAUUCAAUCAAGUAUCCAGAACCGUGCAGUUCAAAUUAAACCAGUCAACCAAGUGCAUGUGCCCUUCCAAAGAUUUCACAUGAUAUCUUUCAAAUUAUAUGAUUCUCUAUUCUACAUCCAACGUCCUCAUCACAUGUGAUCCCUAAAGAAUUUGCAUGAUUCAAGGACAUAUAAGGCAUCUUUUAGACAUUUUGCCGCACAAAAUAAGGAGUCCAGCCAUAGUUUGGGAGGAAAGAGCUACCACAUCAAAGGCUGCACAACUGUCUGAGGUCUCUCACUCAUCCCAGCAAUGUCAAAAGCACAAUAGCGAUUCCAGUCGGGCAGAGAAGCUCCUUGGAGCCGGCACUCGAUUCCUGAGUUACACGUAUAGUUCAGAAAGUAAAUAAAAUGAAAUUGCAAAUUGACA